AUGAAGGUCCAUUUAGCACCUGGAAGUAAGUUUAAUUUUCAAAAGUACAUAAAAAGAUCCUUGGAGGAUGAUUUCAAGGUUAUUGUGGGUAUCAAUUCAUUGCUAUGGUUUUCUGCAGUUGUUUAUCUUCUGUUGAAUGUCCACGUUGUGGCAACAGAUGAUGAAAAUAUAGUUGAGUGCUGUCAAGGUUUUGGUGUUGAAGUAAUAAUGACCUCUAAAUCAUGUAGAAAUGGAACCGAGCGUUGCAAUGAAGCUCUUCAAAAGCUUGGGAAUAAAUAUGACAUUGUCGUUAACAUACAAAGAGAUGAACCUCUUAUUGAACCUGAGACAAUAGUUGCAAUUGUCAAAGCCCUGCAGGCUGCACCAAACGCGGUAUUUGGCACUGUUGUGAUGUCUUUAAAACCUGAGGAUGCAUUAGAUCCAAAUCGUGUUAAAUGUGUGGUUGAGAGUCGAGGUUAUGCAAUCUAUUUUCACGAGGAUUGA
Messenger RNA from Solanum lycopersicum (tomato), 483 nucleotides. The record is from RefSeq and is a predicted model, not a curated record. Lineage: Eukaryota; Viridiplantae; Streptophyta; Magnoliopsida; Solanales; Solanaceae.